Cydia fagiglandana is the source of this 4240-nucleotide messenger RNA. Its product is annotated as BTB/POZ domain-containing protein KCTD3. NCBI's taxonomy places the organism in Eukaryota, Metazoa, Arthropoda, Insecta, Lepidoptera, Tortricidae. Gene Ontology annotation, biological process: protein homooligomerization. Gene Ontology annotation, molecular function: protein binding. The coding region runs from base 143 to 2125 and encodes 660 amino acids. The record is from RefSeq and is a predicted model, not a curated record. The transcript is spliced from 13 exons.
UACCUAUAUUACUUUGAUUGGGGUUUGUUUGUUGACAGGAGACCUGAAAAUUAUGAUUCAAUUCAUUUAGAAAGUUGGAAUAUUAAAGUUUCCACGUAUAUAAUACAAGAUAGUGUGCUAAAAUAUUAUUUAAUCGAUUUAAAUGACAAAUUAUCAGGAAAUAGUCAACUUGAACGUCGGCGGAACUAAAUUUGCUACAUCCUGGCACACACUGACAUGGGUGCCAGACACAUUUUUCACAGCCCUGCUCAGUGGGCGCAUACCUACAGUCAGAGAUGACACUGGUGCUAUAUUCAUAGACCGAGAUCCAAACUUGUUUGGGCUCAUCUUAAAUUUCCUCCGAACCAGAGACAUAGACCUGAAUAAUGUCAACAUUAGAGCACUCAGACAUGAAUGCGACUACUUUGGUAUCACUCCUCUUAGCAGGAGGCUGGCUCUGUGUGACGAGAUGAAUCAUUCUUCAUGUGGAGAUGUGCUCUUCUAUGGAUACCUACCACCACCUUUAAGCACUCCAUUACCAAGCAACAGCAACAGUAGAAAUAGCAAUGGAUGUUCUAGAAAGAACUCCACCGCGUCAAACGCUGAUGCACCUUGUAAUAGGACACACUCAAGGAACUCUUCCCUGGACCUGAGGACUGUGGGCAGGAUACCAUCACAGGACCAAUUGAGUCGAUGUGGCCGUGGACAUUCCAGAGCCGCUUCUCUAGGCAAUGCAGACUGUUAUAAAGGAAUACGCCCGCCGGAACUAAACGCGUGGGCAGACAGCAUGAAAGUUCAAAUUAUAAAGGCACACCACAAUUGGAUCGCGGUUGCGUACACACACUUCGUUACUGGAUACAGAUUGACAGAUUCAUGCGGAUGGUACGUCGUGUUCCAAUCGCCCGUCCAAGACUCCGUGAUAGAGAGGAUAGCGUUGAACGCUAAGACGGGCGGCGGGGCGACGGCCAGCGGCACGAACACUACGGGCACUGAUGUCAUGUUGGGCAUAGCGAGCGGGCCGCUUGUUCGGUUAUGGGCGUUCUCUACGCAUAGCGAGCCUGUCCGGAGGACAUUAGUUGGCACAUUCAACUUGGGUGUUCGCGUGGAGCACCUACUCUUCGUCGGUCCACAACUAGUGGCGCUGAGCGGAGCGGGCGCCCGGAGCAAGGCGGGCGUGUGGCACACCAGCACGCAGCACUGGCAGACGCAGGACGUGGCGCAUCUCAGCACACACGACACCGCCGGCUCGUUCCUGCUGCUGGGGACCAACACGGGCGCCAUCAACUAUAUAGAUAUGCAAAAAUUCCCGCUGCGAAUGAAGGACAAUGAUCUACUUGUCACCCAGUUGUACAAGGACCCCAAUCAAGAACCCAUCACAGCCAUAUCAGUGUAUCUCACCCCUAAGACCAAUCUGUGCGGCAACUGGAUAGAGAUAGCAUAUGGCACUCGGUACGGCUCAGUGCGGGUCAUAGUGCAGCAUCCGGAAACCGUGGGCCACGGCCCGCAACUUUUCCAGACCUUCACUGUCCACCAGAGCACUAUCACAAAGGUUUCUCUAUCAGAAAACUACCUAAUAUCGGUAUGCAGCGAAUACAACCACGUCCGCUCCUGGCGAGUGACUCGCUUCCGAGGAAUGAUCUCCACCCAACCCGGCACCACGCCCAAGGCCGCCUUCAAAGUGCUCGCGCUAGAGGCACCCACCGCCCAGCCACACAACGACUGCGGACCAUACGGCGAGCAGGACGAGGAACAGAUUUUCAUUCAGAAAGUUGUACCGGAUACGGACACGCUGUACGUGCGCUUAGCGUCGAAUGGAAGAAGGGUAUGCACAAUCCGGUCGGUGGACGGUUCGGCGGUGUCGUGCUUCGCCGUGGCGGAGUGCGAGGGCGCGCUGCGGCCGCGGCGCCUGCUGCUGUGCGGGCACCGCUCCGGCGCCGCGCAGAUGUGGGACCUCACCGCCGCCAUCGACAAGGCGGCCAAGCCGGCGCUCUCCGUCGGCGGUAGUAGCGCGGAAGUCGACGACUCCCCGAUCCCGGACGGCGGGCCGACGGCCGACGAGCUGGUGCGGCUGCUGUCCGCGUGCGACCUGGACGCCACGCCGGCGCCGCAGCUGCUGCCGCCGUCGCCCAACCGGCCGAUGCCGUGAGCGAUCUGCGGGGCACUCGCCAGGCUUACGGACUUUCUGCUACCAACUUAAGUGCUUCACACACCUUACUCAAUUCAGUAGCUUACGACAGGGAAGCAGCUAUAUUAUGUUAUAGCUCGUUUUUUUAGCAUUAGCAAGAAGGUAAGCGAUCUUGACAUGUCUUUUUAUUAAAAAUUACUUUUGAAAAAUUAGUUACAGCAAAAAUAAGUUAGAAUCAUAAAUCAUAUACGAUUUUUUACAUUAUUUUGCUUUCAUAAGUAAUACAAACUAUAUUUUAAACCGUUUUUCAAUAUUAUUUAAUAAAAAGACACGUCAAGAUUGUUUACCUUCCUUCUAAUGCUAAAAAAAACGAACUAUAUACACGGUACAGAUACCAGCAUCUCACUUCUGCGUAUUGCGCUUUAUGACUCAUAAUUAGACAUGCGACAGUGGUGGUGCGAGAUAAAGUGCACUGUUACGUUCGUUUUAUUUUUCACAUGUAACCGCACGGUAUGGAAUGGCGGAGUGCUGCCGAGGUUGCCCACAAAAACACAAAAUGUCCUAGUAAAACAGAUACAGAUGUAGUGAAUAAUCCUGUACCAUCGUAUUUCCAUGGGAACGCACGAACGUGUUAUGCUAUUUCAGUCAGUCUCAAUACAAAAAGUACUGACGUUGACUGAUGUAGCAUGACAAAUACCAACGAUUCCGAUUGUUCACUACAUCUGUAAUAAUUUCUCACCGACCGUCCGAGUUAUUCGGUAGAUCUACAGAAGCAUCUCUCAAUGUAUUCGGCAGGAAAAUUUCUAUGCGAGCAUCAAGAAUAUACAUCUUUAUUCUUAGUGAUAGCAAAAGGUAGCAGAGACACAGAAUAGUAUAAUUUAUUCUAGAAGAGCCGUGUUAUUAUUGAUAUUAUACAGACAUCAAGAUAAACAGUGAAAAAGUCCUGUAAGCUUCUGGCUUGUGCUCGCGAAUAUACCCAUAUAAUCCGUUCCGUUAUAUAGGUAGGACUACUGAUAUACCGUCAGACAGUUUCUAAAAUUGGACAAAAAAUAUUGGAACAUUGGAUAAAAAUUUCGGACAUUUCACAUAUUUACAGGAAUCGACAUUCUCGAUUUCCAAAAUGAAAGUUUCCUGUGAGAUCUUCCUAAAAUUUUUUGGAAAGUUUCCGCAACUUGUAGGUAGGAUUCGUGUGGAAAGGAUGUAUUUCUUUGCACAAAAACACAAGAUAUGGUCUUAUAUCAAGGAAGAAGUUAAGUUUUUGUGGAUUUCGGGUGACGUAUUCCAUGUGACAUUUGUGUAGGUACCUAAUCUUUGUCGUCAUCUUUAGUUCCGAUUGAUUCAUUAAUUAGUAAAUAUUAUUAAGUGCGUAAAAUAUUCGUUUCGCUUUCCCGUGAGGUCUUCUGCUAGUUACUCGGAAAUCAUUCCCUUUUUAAACCAAAUCCAAAAUCCUUUAGUUUUAAAUGGGUUUUAUUUAGUAUACGAGUAUGUAACUUAUUUUAGUAAUAGUGACUUAUAAAUUCCUACAAGUUGAAAUUAUCGAGCGUACUUCCUUUUCGCUUAAAUUAUUGGUGGGCCAGCUUGUUUUUUAUAUACAAUCAAUGUGGCUUUUAAUAAUAUAUGUAUAAUUGACAUUAUAUCAAGUGCUAUAUGUAAUGGAUGUUAGAAUAUCAAAGCAGGUCACCUGCUUAAAGGCUGUUUGCUUACAGAAUUGAAUUUGCUAAUAGUGUAUGAGUGAUCUGAUCGUAUAAUUUCAAGCUUUUAAGUAUGAUACACGAGUAAAUAAUACUGGUGAAAUAUCAAUACAAAGCUGCGUUCGUUCAAAAUAAGUAACUUAGGGGUCAUCCAUCAAUUACGUCACACCAAUUUCUAGGUUUUUUGACCCCUCCCCCCCCCCCUUGUCACACUUGGUCACAUUUGGCAAACCCCUCCCCCCCUAGUGUGACGUCACAUUUUUUCUACGAAAUCGCCAAAUCGAAUUAAGUAAGUACCUAAGUAUUAUUAAUAUUUUAUCAAAAUAUUUUUGACGAUAUAAAUAUUAGUAAUUUUAUAACCCAAAACUACUUAGGAUAGGAAAUUAAACGAUUAUAAACUAUUUUCGUUUUAAAAACUUGUUAUUUAAAUGUACAGCGAACUAAA